AAGAAAUUAGGAUCUAUGGAUUCUCUUCCUUCAGAUGCUUUACUAAAUAUCAUUUCUAGGGUUCCAACAGAAUCUGUAUUGGAAUGCAAAUUGGUGUGUAAGAAGUGGCUAACUCUUAUCCGUGAGAGUGGAACUUAUUUUACUAAUCUGCACUUCAGGCACCUAAUUAACCAUUUAUACGGUAGCGGUAACGACGGCAACAAUAUAGCCACUAAGGCGCUGGAAAGUCUCUUUUUUGCUUGCCGAAGGGAUGAACUCGAUGGCCCAACGUGGCUUUUCCACGGGCAGAAAAUAUCUGAUAAGAUUAGCGCCAACGAGAAAUACUCUUACAAGGAAAAUCUGAGAAAGGUCAAUCAUCCUCCCAUGCACAAUGAACUAUAUGAUCACUUUGUUGGCUCUUGCGAUGGUUUGAUUUGUGUAUCUAUGCACCAUGAUCGAGUUAUAGAUCCCAUCUACAUGUUUAAUCCAAUCACUAGAGAAUAUAUUUAUCUUCCCGAACUAGUGGUGGCACCGUCGCCCGAUAUGGAACGUCCUUUUAUCACAGAAGAAGGGGAGGUCGAUUUGCUUGGUUGCGUAUCAUCUGGAUUUGGGUGUGUUAGAUCUACUAAUGAGUACAAGAUUGUUAGAAUCCACUUUCCUUGCACAGUUUAUGAAGGUCAUGUCGAAGUAUACACACUUGGCAGUGGCCGCGGAUGGAGAUUCAAAGGUGUAACUGCCAUUCGGUUGAUGAAACCUAAUGGUGCUGGUAUAUUUGCAAAUGGAUCUCUCUAUUGGACCGGAGAUAAUAAUAUUGUGGCCUUCGAUUUGGCCAGUGAGGACUUCCGAUUGAUCCCUUAUCCUCCAUGUAUGAUAAACUGCGUUCGGAAUAUUGAUAUAUAUGGACUUGUGGCACUUGGAGGGAAUUUGUGUUUUUACUUGGAGAAGGUACGCCUGCAAAUAUGGUCCUUGAAGAAAAGGAGUAACGAAAAUAGCGACAUCGAAGAUAUCUGGUGUUUGGAUUUCGAUAUAGGUUUUGAAGGUGUGGCAGUUGAUCGUGAAUGGACGUGGUUUACACCGGUUUUACUUACCGAGGCCAGAGAAGUCAUACUUAUAUACAAUGAUUCUGCACUUUAUAGUUAUGACUCGAAAACGACAACUCUGAAGAUGAUAUCAGAUGAUGAUGAAGUGUCGAAAGAGUAUUUCGCCAAUGUCAAAGCAAUUUCACACGUACAUAGUUUUGCUUCGUUGGAAGCGAUGGGAGAAAAAUCAAAGAGGUAUUCGGUUGGUGAUAUAUGGGAAUGUAAGAUCGCCAUUGAACAAUUAGAAACAACGAGUCUCGUAUGGGGAGGGACGACCGCACAGAAGACAAAUACGCCAAAUUGA
Papaver somniferum (opium poppy) is the source of this 1362-nucleotide messenger RNA. RefSeq names its product F-box protein At3g07870-like. The coding region runs from base 16 to 1362 and encodes 448 amino acids. Gene Ontology annotation, molecular function: protein binding. The transcript has 2 exons. The record is from RefSeq and is a predicted model, not a curated record. NCBI's taxonomy places the organism in Eukaryota, Viridiplantae, Streptophyta, Magnoliopsida, Ranunculales, Papaveraceae.